AAACAGCUUCAUUUGCUGCACGGCCAAAGUAGAAAAAGCAGAGAGAAACAUGGGGAGAACCACUCUGCUUCUCAUCUCUGUGGUCCUUGUAGCUUAUUAUGUUUAUACCCCUCUUCCAGGUGAUAUUGAGGAGCCUUGGAAACUGGUACUCGAAAUAACACCACAAAACGUAUUCGUGGAUAUGGCUUCUACUGCUGAACUUCUGGGAAUCAAUCAUCUCAUGAGCACAAUACAAUUGUUUAGUAGAUUUCUAGAAGUCCCAGCUACUUCUGAUGAAAAUGUCACUGUAAUAGACACAGCUUUCAGCAGUGUUCCUGUUCGCAUAUACAUGCCCAAAAGGAAGUCAGAGACGCUAAGGAGGGGCCUGUUUUAUAUUCACGGUGGUGGCUGGUGUUUGGGGAGUGCAGCUACUUCUAUAUAUGAUCUUCUGGCAAGAAAGACAGCUGAUAGACUCGAUGCUAUUGUCGUGUCAACUGACUAUGGCUUGGCCCCCAAAUAUCAUUUCCCACGUCAGUUUGAAGAUGUAUACAAUGCCUUGCGAUGGUUCUUACAGGAAGACGUUCUUGAAAGAUACGGCGUAGAUCCUCGAAGAGUUGGUGUAGCUGGGGACAGUGCUGGUGGGAACUUAGCAGCAGCUGUGACCCAACAGCUCAUACAGGAUCCAGACGUCAAGACGAAACUCAAGGUUCAGGCCUUAGUAUAUCCAGCCCUUCAGGCUCUUGAUAUAAAUUUACCAUCGUAUCAAGAAGGUUCAUAUUUUCCAAUGUUAUCCCCCUCAUUUAUGGCCAGGUUUUGGAGUGAAUACUUUACUACAGAUCGAACCCUGGAGAAAGCCAUGCUUCUCAAGCAACAUGUACCUCUGGAAUCCAUUCAUCUGUUCCAAUUUGUGAACUGGAGUUCCUUACUCCCUGAGAGAUAUAAGAAAGGUCACAUCUAUAAGAUUCCAACUCCUGGUAGUUAUGAACUGUCUAAAAAGUACCCAGGGUUCCUAGAUGUGAAGGCAUGCCCUCUGUUGGCCAACGACAACACUUUGAGUCUCUUACCUCUGACCUAUAUCAUCACUUGUCAGUAUGAUGUCCUAAGAGAUGAUGGACUCAUGUAUGUCACACGGCUUCAGAAUGUUGGAGUUCAUGUGACGCAUCACCACAUUGAGGAUGGAUUCCAUGGAGCAUUUACCCUUCAUGAUUUUAAAAUUGCACACAGGAUGCAAAAUCAGUACUUGAAUUGGCUUAUGAAAAAUCUAUAGCAAAACCUACUUAAUGAUUUGAUGAUGAUACAUAAAUAACAAAAAAGAAAUAAACUAGGAAAAACUGUGA
Molecule: messenger RNA, 1316 nt
Organism: Myodes glareolus (Bank vole)
Lineage: Eukaryota; Metazoa; Chordata; Mammalia; Rodentia; Cricetidae
Source: RefSeq, a predicted model, not a curated record